Molecule: messenger RNA, 972 nt
Organism: Lathyrus sativus (Indian pea)
Lineage: Eukaryota; Viridiplantae; Streptophyta; Magnoliopsida; Fabales; Fabaceae
Source: the annotation of a GenBank genome assembly
AUGGCUUCAACAUUGGAAAUUCAUCAAUCAUCUUGUUAUAAUUCACUGAAACAAGAUGAUUCAGAUUUCAAUUUAACAGAAUGGGGAAUGAAAGGUAGUAGAAUGAUAAGUAGAGAGAACACAAAAUCAAGAAGAUAUUCAGCAUCAAUCAUAAGAAGCAUUAGAGAAGACACAGAUUCUUUUAGAUCAAACAUAACCAUUUCUAGCACUGCUUCUUCUCCUGGUUACACAUUCAAAGAUGAAAUAGACCCUUCAACCUAUUCUUUCACUACCGCUCUUAAAGCAUUGCAAGCAAGAUCAGUUUAUAAAAGUUGGGAGUGUUUAUCACCAGAUGGAUUUGCAUUGAAUUCAAAAUGGAAUGAAGCUGAAAAAUAUAUAUGCAACCCUUUAUCAGGAGAAGUACCAAUGGAAUGUUUAUCUGCAAAAACACUUAGUGGAAGAUUAUUUCAAAACUCAACUACAAAUAGAAUCACCAUGUCUGCUCCACUAGUUUAUUCAUCUAGACAUAUUCAAACAAGAACAAUGGCUUCAACUUUUAGUUUCACUAAAGAAGAUGUAGCUCUUCAAUUUCAUAGUCCAGAUCCCGAGUUCGAAUCCAACCCUGAGAAUACAAAAGAAGAGAACAAGGAAGGAAUGACAAGAGAUGCAUACACUCAAAGGAGGACAUUUUCUUCUCUUAGUUCAAGGAAUCUUAGCACUAUUUUAACUCCAUCCAUCAUAGAGAUUUCUACAAAGCUAUCUCAAGACUCAUUAAAUUCAAAUGACAAUGAAACUAAAUUAGAGGAAGAGGUAGAAGUGAAGGACAAAGAAAUAUGGGAGACAAGAGAAGAAAAAGAGAGAGGGGUGCAUGAAAAUAAGAAGAAAGAUGAACAACUUUGUAGGCAAAGUGGUUGCUUUUCAUGGAUGAAGAAGAAUAUGAGAAGAGAGAAAGAAAGGCAAAAAAGGAAUAAUGGCAUAUUUUUAAUUAAUUGA